Molecule: messenger RNA, 1029 nt
Organism: Kluyveromyces lactis
Lineage: Eukaryota; Fungi; Ascomycota; Saccharomycetes; Saccharomycetales; Saccharomycetaceae
Gene: PEX14
Product: Pex14p
Exons: 1
Coding region: 1-1029 (342 amino acids)
Biological process (GO): protein import into peroxisome matrix, docking
Cellular component (GO): peroxisomal importomer complex; peroxisomal membrane
Molecular function (GO): signaling receptor binding
Source: RefSeq, a predicted model, not a curated record
AUGUCUGGAGAGAUUCCUCAAGAUAGACGGGAGCUAUACGAUUCCGCUAUUUCCUUCUUAAAGGAUCCUAAUGUCGUCUCGGCUCCUUUAACUCAAAAGAUUGAGUUUUUGCAAGGGAAAGGGUUGACGCAAGAUGAGAUUCAGCUUGCUUUGAAAGAUGCCACUGGUGGCUCCAAAGAUGAAUCUAAACCAGUGGUUAAUUCAGACAAUACAGUGUCCAGGGAAUCCAGUAAUAGCCACUUCCAUUACGAAGCGGUGCCACCGGCUAUUCCAAACCGUGAUUGGAAGGAUUAUUUCAUAAUGGCCACGGCCAGUGUUGGUUUAUUCUACGGUGUAUACCAACUUACAAAGAGGUACAUUGUACCACAGUUGCUCCCAGAACCUAAAUCGAAGUUGGAGAAGGACAAGGAAUUGAUUUUGGAGCAAUUCGAUAAAGUCGAAAAGCUAUUAUCACAAAUAGAACAAGAACAUGAAGAGUUUAAGACAAAGGAGGAGAACAAACUAGAAGAGUUAGAUAGGACCAUCAUUCAAUUGCAAUCCACUUUAGAUGACACCACUAAAUUGAAACAACAUAUGGAAAGUGAAUUCAGUUCCAUUAAAACUGAAUUCAACAACAUGCAAAAUUCCAUUGAUUCGUUCACUAAGAAGGCAGGCAAUGAAAAAGAAUUAGAAAAAGUUCAAGAAGAACUUCAGUCUCUCAAGAGUUUGAUCAAAUCCAGUUUCAAUCCAGCCUCUGCCAUGAACAACGGUAACACUGGUGGGAACAGUUUGAUCUCACCGAAUAGCACCGGAAUGAUCCCUGGAGCCGACUCUAUUCCAUCGGCUGCCGAUAUAUUAGCGAACAUGGACCUGCAAAAGAAGUCAGCAUCACCACCAGCUGGUUCGCUAACUAAUGGCACUGAUACUAAAGCCGUACCUGCUUGGAAGAAGGCAAGAGAAGAGAAUGGAUCGAAAUCUGCAACUCCGACUUCCUCAAUACCUGAAUGGCAAAAGACCAUGAACACUGGUAACAGUUACGAAUCCAAUUGA